This is a messenger RNA of Pseudomyrmex gracilis, 957 nucleotides long. RefSeq lists its product as uncharacterized. NCBI's taxonomy places the organism in Eukaryota, Metazoa, Arthropoda, Insecta, Hymenoptera, Formicidae. The coding region runs from base 1 to 957 and encodes 318 amino acids. The record is from RefSeq and is a predicted model, not a curated record. Gene Ontology annotation, biological process: sensory perception of smell; detection of chemical stimulus involved in sensory perception of smell. Gene Ontology annotation, molecular function: odorant binding; olfactory receptor activity. Gene Ontology annotation, cellular component: plasma membrane. The transcript has 6 exons.
AUGAACACGGUCAGAAACCAUCUCGACGAUCCUCUUAUCAUGGCAAAAUCAAUUAGCGUUCUGUUUCCCGCUCUACAAGCUGUUUUCAACAUCAUGUGCUUCAGAGUUUAUUCUACACGCAUACAAUACAUCACAUUCGAAAUGAUAGCUUUCUGCGAAUUGCUUAAACCGUAUGAAGAAGCAAUCGUGCAACAGUACAUUGACAAAUGCAUGUACUUCUACGGCGGAUCUAUAUGCUGGAUAUAUCUGAGCUGCUUUUUUGUCAUGACUGGACCGCUUACGCUCGAUCAGCCGUUCCCAACGAACGCGGAGUAUCCGUUCGACGUUUAUUAUCAACCGCUAAAAACUAUUGUCUUUCUGCAACAGAAUAUGGCUUGUUUACAGGGAGCUGCACAGUUGUGCAUGAAUAUCUUCAUGGGGCUUUUAAUGUGGUUCACAUCGGCAAGAUUUGAAUUAUUGGUCGUGAAGUUGCGAAUAGUCACGGAUAUCUACGCUUUGAGAAAAUGCAUCCAGGAACAUCAGAGUCUACUCAAAUAUACAGAAGAGGUGAUCGCUAUAGUUCGAUUGAUUGCUGUAACAACCGUAUGGUUCACCACAAUUGUGUUAAUAAUAGUAGGCCUUAUUUUAAUUACUGAUCAGCCGUUAUUAAUGAAAAUUCAAUGCGUUGGUAUAGUUUUUAGUGGGUUAUCAAUAGUGUUCAUGUUCACCUGGCCAGCAGAACACUUAAUUCAUAUAAGCAAUGAAGUGGGACAGGCAGUGUUUGACGCACGAUGGUACUAUCAACAAUCCAUAAUUCUACGAAAAGACAUGCUAAUACUUAUGAUGAGAGCUCAACAGCCAGUAACUGUUUCGAUACCAUGUGUCAUGCCAUCGUUAUCUUUAAGUUAUUAUGCAACGUUUUUAUCAACUAUAUUCUCGUAUUUUACAACGUUAAGAAUAGUCAUGCAACAAGACUAA